CACUCGUUCGGCCGUCCGAAAGUCUUGUAUGUAAACAAGGUCAAGUAUUCUGCGGCAGCAUUCAUUCCGCGCGUCGGGUUACAGUAGGAGGACAGAUCGCAGAAGUUAAGAAAAUAAAAGAAUCUAAAGCACACCUUGAAACGGAGUCCCAGGUCCCUCUGGAAAAACGUGCCAAGAUGAUGCAGUGUCUUCAGUUCCUUGUUGAGCCAGCAAAGAACAUCACUGUCAAGCUCAAGGAGGCGCGCAAGCGGGCGAAGAACGAGAAGAGAGAGCCUCUGGACGAGAGUCAACUGUUCAUCGCGCAGCUGGCCAGAGACCUGAGCAGAGUGUGUCAGAGGUCUGAGGUGCUGGAGCACAUCUCCACCUGUGAGGAUGUGUGGCCAUCUCUCACCUGCAGAGCGGCUAUCCUGGAGUGGGCCUCACUGCUGGAGAGCAAGAAGCGUCCAGAGCAGACUGAUGGCUGGCCGGAGUGGAAGGAUCUGGCUCUGAGCUGUGAUGUGGACAUGGAGAGUGCCAAGAGGGUCAUCAUCAACUGGGCCAAGGAGAUCCGCGCCAUACCAGAGCAGACGGUCUGGCCUGGUGAGGCGGUGGUGGCCAUGCUGGAUGACCUGGAGGCUCAGUGGCGGCGAGGGAAACUGGACACUCUGCACACAGCCAUGGAGCUGGUGUUCUACACACUGGCCAACCGCGGACAAGACAAGCUGAUGGUAAUGCGGACUGUUUUCCAUGCAGUGUGGGACUGGAUCUGUGAUGCUGGAGUGGAAGUGACCCUUGACCUGGACACGGCGAACCCUGACCUGCUGAUCUCGGAGGAUGAGAAGCGCCUGCGCUGUGGCCGACUGACGGGGCGUGCGGCAACUACCCUUGCUCGGGACGGCUGGUGGUGUGCUGUGGGCGUAGAGGGCUUCUCCGCCGGACGCCGCUACUGGGAGGUGGAGGUGGGUGAGAUGGACUGGCGUCUGGGCGUGGCCAAGGAGUCUGCCCUGCGUAAGGGCUUCAAGUCCCUGAACACACACACGGGCUACCUGACCCUGCGCCUGGAGCGUGGCACGGAGCUGAAGGCGCUGACCGUCCCCUACACCGCGCUGCCCGGCAGCCUGAUCCCGCGCCGCGUGGGCGUCAUGCUGGACACCGAGGCCGGGCAGCUGAGCUUCUACGACGCCAACGCACGCUCCCACAUCUACACCUACAACCAGAGCUUCCACUGUACUCCGCUAUAA
This is a messenger RNA of Alosa alosa (allis shad), 1220 nucleotides long. Its product is annotated as E3 ubiquitin-protein ligase TRIM69. NCBI's taxonomy places the organism in Eukaryota, Metazoa, Chordata, Actinopteri, Clupeiformes, Clupeidae. The record is from RefSeq and is a predicted model, not a curated record. Gene Ontology annotation, molecular function: protein binding.